Lentinula edodes (shiitake mushroom) is the source of this 5559-nucleotide messenger RNA. RefSeq lists its product as uncharacterized. The record is from RefSeq and is a predicted model, not a curated record. The coding region runs from base 1 to 5559 and encodes 1852 amino acids. The transcript is spliced from 15 exons. Lineage: Eukaryota; Fungi; Basidiomycota; Agaricomycetes; Agaricales; Omphalotaceae.
AUGGGGAUAGGCAAUCCCCUCCCGGGGGAUUUGGUGGAUGUGGAUAACCUCUCCCUCACCCUCUCCAUCCCCAUCCGUAUCCGUAUCCGGAAGAAAGGCGGAUACUCAAACACCCUCGCAAAGAGGUCCCUGCGUUCUUUGAUCCCUGUGCCUAGGCGCAGCCCUGUCUCCUCCCUUUCGCUUUCCCUUCCCGUCUCCGUCUCCCUUUCCUCUGCCGCCCUCCCCAUCUCCCUCCUCGCCUCCGCCGCCCCAGUCCCUGUCCUAUCGCUCCUCCCCUCCCGCCCAACCCCACCUCCCCUCGAUGUCCUAUCACUCCUUGCCUCCUCCGUCUCUCUCACCGAGGACAACAACAACAACAACGACAAAAACCCCUCUCACGUUAUCUUCUCUACUUACCUCCGCGGAUCCCUACGUCCAAUCCGAAGCACAAGCUCCUCUCCUGUCCCAAUACCCGCUCCAGCUGUUCCUUACAUCACCACCUCGACCCCCUCCUCGCACCUCUCCACACUCCACCCCCUUUCCACCUCUCCCCAACCUCCCUCUACACCCACACCGACGCGCUCCAAUAAUAAUGCUCGCGUUCCUACCACUACCACUAGCAAUCCCUCGUCCAUUGACUCUCGUACCCAAAGCCAUGGACGAAACCGAAGAUGCCUUCCUAUCACGCGAGAAUUAACCACCGCGCCCUCCAGGAUCACCUACAAAGCAAAGCGUUCCAACCGAGAGGUCCUACGGGAGCGCCUCCAGAACAAUUCAGCUCUCAGAGAUCACUUUGAGUCUAGUCGCGAUGUUCACCACUACAAGAAGCUGACACGUCCAACUAUCCAUAAUCAUGAAAAUGUCAAAGGUCAUUAUAGAGAAUUUGCGGUGUACGUUCAAGAAAUUUUUGAAGAAGGCAGGUCCGAGAAACAAGCCCAGCCUGCAGAAAUUGUUAUAGGAACACCCUUGCCUCCAUUAGAAUAUGUGAAGGACUUUGUCUGCUAUUUAGCAUCUGCCCUCCUUGGUAGAGAUGCCUCCACGUUCAUCCGUUUGGAAACCCUGAGGGGCUAUAUGUACACCUUCCUUGCACUUUGGCCUCGCUACGCAAAUGUUCAUCCAACUCCGGAAAUGUGCUACCAAGUGCGCUCCUAUCUGUUAUCUGAGGAACUGCAGGCAUUAGUGAAACUUUCAACCAAGGUUAGGACAUUGAAGCACAUCGAACCUCAAUGUCUUCAAAUCAUCAUGGAGACUCUUCAUUCGGCCACAAAUAUCUUUCGCUCUAACCAAACUCGCCUGCAGAUGGCAUUCCUCAUUCUCUUUUCUGCUGCUUCUGCUGCUCAUCCUGGUUCUGUCAUUGAAUCAGCUUGUUAUUGCGGUUCCAACGAGGCUCUCACCUGGGGUGACGUUGACUUUUAUCUUAUUCCUGAUGAUGAGGAUCCGGCUCAUCCCUCCCUUGUCGUCGACAUUCAACUCAACCUUGUCAAGGGUUAUCGCGACAUGGACCACCGAUAUCAAAAACUGCUGUUCACUCUCGAACUUCGCAAGGAGCAUCUCUUUGCUCAUUUCCACUCUAUCGAGAGUCUCCUUUGCCCCGAAAAACCACCCACCACACGAGUCAAGAUUUUUCUUCGAAACGAAGUGCUAACUCUUCCUGUGUUGCGAAAGGAGGAAAAGGGAGGAGGUGGCAAGAUAUUGAAGACUGAGGCAUUUGCCUAUGAUGGAUUACUUCAUUAUCUGAAGUCACUUUCUAUUGCUGCAGGAUUCCUAGAACCCCUUACUCCAUAUGACUUUCGUGCGUCUCAGGGAAACAAAGCAGAUGUGGAUCUUGGGGAAACUGUGAGAAAGACGUUAAUGUUGCAUGACCCAAACUCCAAAAAUAAAUACAAGUCGAAAACCAUAACCGCUGACCUAUCCGCUGUAUCUAAUCGUAGAGGUCAGGAUGAAAAUAGAAUAACACUCUUUCGGACAGUUAUCGCUGCCUCAUCAGGUCAAGAUACUAAUGCACCUCAACAUCUGUCUUUGGAGGAGAGGGCGAAACUAUUGAAUGAGCCGGAACUUGUCAAGCUACAAAACGAAAAGGAUGAGAUUCACCAAUUGCUAGCUGACGAGCAAUCUGAAGAAGUCAAAAAUCAAAUCAUUGAGUUGCGUCAAAUUGCAGCCAAAGCCUCAAACACCUAUUGUUUUAUGUACUUGCGUGAAUCAGAUCUGCGUAUCAAACAAGCUCGUCAAAAAUUCUUCGAUGAAGCUGCCGUCCGCCAAAUGGUCAAUCCGACCGAGCCUGUGUUGGGCAUGAGUGCUGGUGGCUUAGAUGACAAGCAAUAUAGGAUUGAAUCUUCAUUCGCAAGUCUGGUCAAGGAUCUCGAUAGUGGCGAUCCUGUCACCGAUUGUUGUACACUGGUCAAUGUUUUUAUCGCGCAGCCGGAACGGAUAAUCUGUCAAAAAUUCUAUCCCGGUGAAAGACCUGAUGAUGAAAACAGAUGUCCUCAUUGCUCAGAAGACCUCACUACCUUGAAAAAGACCAAACCUGGUGAACAUGGGUUCGAAGAUACGUUCAUCGAUUCUACGACUACUUCCACUCUUAGCACCAGAAACCACGAAGUACAGAGUACAUACCACAAACUCAAACACACACACCAUCGCCAAACACAUACCACGAACUACAAACCACUUCCACUUUCACACCACCAAGACUCAGACUCAGACACUCGCGUAAUGGCAUCCUCAUUCGCAGCAUACGCAUCGCAGUUCCUCACCAACGCACGUGGCAAUCCCAAUACCAACACGGGGACGGAGACGGAGUCGGGUGUCGAGCCGUUGUUUUAUUCGUUUACUACUUCAGAGGGAUCUGAUGCCGAGAAUGAGGAUGAGGAGAGAGGGAUAGGGAUAGGGAUAGGGAGAGGGACUGGGACUGGGACUGGGAGAGGGACUGGGACUAGAAGAGGGGAUGAAUACGAUUUCGACACGGACGAUCCACAUUUGGGGAGUGGGAGUGGGAGUGGGAGUGGGGUGUCUGGGUAUGGGUAUGGGUGGUUGGCGCAUCAGGGGUACGAGGGUGGGGAUCCGAGGGAGGAGGGUAACGAUAACCAGGAUAGGGAGAGUGAAAGUGGGAGUGAAGACGGGGACCUACCCUCUGGCCUAAUCGCCUCCGGGCUUCGUAUCCCCCCACGCACAAACGCCUUCGACUCGUUAUCAGAAUCACUACUUCCCCCAACUGAACCCACAUCAUUCAACCUCCCCUCUCCCCGUCGUCGUCGUCCUCGCAAGACCCAGGACGCAGUAUGGACGUGGAUCUGGGGAGGUCCUACUACCCACCCUCCCCCUUCUAAUCCCACUAAUCUUCCUCUCCGCCUUUGCUUCGUAUCUGCACCUUGUGUUUCUCCGCUUAUGGAUGCGUCCAGUGAUGUUCCUCAGCGCACUCGGAACUCCGCUUUUGUUGCUGGGAUCUGGGGUGUGGGGGUUACUCGCCUCCUACUCUACCACCUGUACACGCUCUACAUCGCCUUUCCACGCCUCGUCGCACAGGUUAACCAUACACAUGCUUUGCUCUCGCUUUCGACUUUUCUUCUUUUUGCAUACCCCCACCCCUCCUUCCCCUCCCUCCUCCUCCCCCUCCUCAGCCCCCUCCUCCUCUUCUCCUUCCUCCUCCUCUCCAUCCCCUUCGCCAUCGUAAUAUCCACCGCACCAACACCCUGGACACUCUUCGCAGCAGCGGUGUGGGUGUGGACGUGGGGUGUGACUCGGGGAGUGUUGAGGGUCACCACCGCAGCGGUCGUGGGGGGGUGGUAUUAUGGGGUGCCGUGGGCACCACCCUUAACCUCGGAUGUGGACUUGGAAGCGCACUUGGACUUGCAUUUGGACUUGGACCCGGACCUGGACUUGAACCAAUCCCCCCUCCCAUCCCCCUCCUCUCCCCCCUCCCUCCUCCUCCUCUCCGCCCUCACACGCGCAUCCCACUCCUCCCUCGGCUCCAUCGUCGUCUCCGCCCUCCGCGAAACAACACUCUCCUCACUUUCCUUGGUCAUCAGAGUCCUGUUACUCGGUGUUCCCGCGUUACUCUUUUCUUUGGUUUCUUUUUUCUGUAUGGCUUUGGGUUCUUCGAUACUGCCUUCCCCGGUUUCCCCUCUUUCUCCUCUUCGAUUAGUCCGGCUUUCUCCUGUACUCCGAAUCAUUGGAUUCCUUCGUGUACCGCUCUCCCCUCUAACCCAAUUCCUCACCCGCCGCCUCACCAACCUCAUCCACAUCCCCCACACCUCCCCCUUCCCACAGAUAUACAUCGCUCUCACCGGGGUGUCGUAUCGCACUGCCACGCUUCGCACUGCGUCCCUGCGUGGUUCCGUUUCUUCCCUGCGUGGUUCUUCUCAACUUCACUUGAGCUCAGGAGAAUCAGGAGGCCUAGGAGGGUUCGGAGGGUUCGGAGGGUUCGGAGGGUUCGGAGGGUCAGGAGAACCAGGAGGAUCACGAGGCUCAAGAGGCUCAGGAGAAUCACGAGGCUCAAGAGGACUAGGAGGUCUAAGAGGAGGGUUCGGAGGACCCUUAACCAGUUUCCCAUCCCUCCUCUCCCCCCUCUCCCCACCCCUAUCUCUCCCCCUCCCAUUCGCGUUGAUUACGUACUAUUUCUUCGUUUCGCACUCUCCCGCUGGUACCCAACCUCCCACUUCCCUUUCCCUUUUCCCCUACACCCCCUUUGGUACCCAACCUCCCACUAAUACCCCACCCCAAGCUGCACCACCUCCCCUCGGAGCACCACAGGCACUCAACACCCCACUCGCCCUCGCUCCCCUCGAAGCAUGGCAAGCCUCCCUCCUCGCAGCCCUAACCACCGCCCUCGUGGGGAUCUUCUGCGUCGGCGUGCUGCGCGACGUGGGGGAUGCGCUGUGGGUUUGUUGGGUUGGGGAUGUGGGGAGGGGGGAGAUGGAGACGGGGGCGAGGAGGUUCCAGAGAACGGGGACGGAGGGGAGGGGGAGGGUGGAGGAGACGGGGACUGAGGCGGAGGGGAGGGAGGGGUUAGAAUUGGGAACGGGGAUCAAAGAACGCAGGGACCUCGUUGCGAGGGUGUUUGAGUAUCUGCCUGCGAGGGGUACGAGGGGUACUCGAGAUAGGAGGGAUAUGGGGGGUACUUCGAGUCCGAGGGAAGAAGGAGAAGGUGAGGGUGAGGUGGAGGGAUCGGCGGAGGUAAUCCACAUCAACCAAAUCCCCCGGGAGGGGAUUGCCUAUCCCCAUCCCCAUCCCCAUCCCCAUACCCCUUCUUCCCAUCCUCCUUCUCCGACACCUCAGACACCUCAGAAGUAUGUUCCUCUGAAACAGGGACGGGAGGCGGUUCCUCAGGUUCCUCCGAGUGCUCGUCUUGUUCUUUCGGACUCCCACGACCUCACAGACUCCCAUGACCUCACAGACACAGACGACGCAGCAGCAGACGCAGAAGACGAGGAUAUCAACCCAUUCCAUCAUUCUCCGAACCCAUCUGCUUCUUCCUCCGCACCAGCGAAGGGACCUCUGCCGCGAUCCGCUUCGUCGUCCCUUUCCUCGCUCUCCGAUUCAUCAGAGACGGAGUUGUUUCCUGGGAGUGGGUUGUUUGGAUAG